Messenger RNA from Orussus abietinus, 2596 nucleotides. It is a transcript of the gene GatA, whose product is annotated as glutamyl-tRNA(Gln) amidotransferase subunit A, mitochondrial. The transcript is spliced from 5 exons. Gene Ontology annotation, molecular function: glutaminyl-tRNA synthase (glutamine-hydrolyzing) activity. Lineage: Eukaryota; Metazoa; Arthropoda; Insecta; Hymenoptera; Orussidae. Bases 547 to 2115 code for a protein of 522 amino acids. Gene Ontology annotation, biological process: mitochondrial translation; glutaminyl-tRNAGln biosynthesis via transamidation. The record is from RefSeq and is a predicted model, not a curated record. Gene Ontology annotation, cellular component: mitochondrion; glutamyl-tRNA(Gln) amidotransferase complex.
AACGCUUCAAUUCGUAUAAUUCUCAACGCAGACUGUAAAAGACCAACAUAAAUAUAAAUGUCGGUAACGUAAAGCGCCAGCUUAUAUUACCACUUUCAGACAGUUCGGCCCAAUUUCCUUAAAAAAAAAUGUCUAUUCCAAUCGAGUGAUUUGUUGCGAUUGCCCUUCUCUUCAAAAUACACUCACAACAUAGUCGUAGAAUAUUCCUCUGAUGAUGGCAGUCGUACGAGUUUCUGUAAAGUACCCUUUUCUAAAAAAUACAGUCACAAAAUAGUCAUAGAAUAUGCCCCUGAUGGUAAUAUUCCGACGUGUAACUUUUCAAAUGAUAAUAUCCCGGAUGGUAAAUAUAUGAAUAUCACGGGAUUACUUAAUGGAUAUUAUUUCGUAUCCCGACUGGUAGAUGGAAGUCGUACGAGUUUCUAUAAAGUCAAAAAUGUCAACUAAAGCUCCUAUGUCGGCUGCUUUUACAACUGUACUACAUUGUCCAUGCGAGAGGUUAUGUAGCAGCGCGCUAAAAUAGAAAGUGUCGACACUGUAUGAGAAGACAUGAACAAAUUACUAACGUCACCAAUUAAGCAAAUAAGUAAGAAGAUCUCUGCUGGUGAGAUACAACCCUCGGAGGUUUGCAAAGCUUCCGUUAAAUUGACCCAGGUUAUAAAACCUUUGAAUGCAUAUAUUAACGUGACCACAAAUGAAGCGGAGAGGCAGGCUGAAGAAUCCGAUGAAAGGCAACGAAAGAAGAAAAUGCUGGGACCGCUGGAUGGUAUUCCGAUAGCUGUAAAAGAUAAUUUCUGUGUAGAAGGACAUCCUACUACGUGCGCUUCUUUGAUGCUGUCAAAUUUUGUACCUUCGUACGAUGCUACUGUAUAUAGCAGACUUAGAAGCGCAGGAGCUGUAUUAGUCGGGAAAACUAAUCUCGAUCAAUUUGCAAUGGGCUCUGGUACUGUAGAUUCGUAUUAUGGUCCAACGAAGAACUUGUGGGGAUCGGAUGUAGCAUCUAAUUAUGUGUACGUGACUAAGGACUCUUCAUAUGAAAUGGGAAAAACUGAUAAUGAAAGCAACUGGCACAUUGCAGGUGGAAGUAGCGGAGGAUCUGCUGUAGCCGUGGCCACGGGGUCCUGCUUCGCAGCUCUAGGAUCGGAUUCGGGAGGUUCAACACGAAAUCCAGCAUCCUACUGUGGCCUUGUUGGACUGAAACCAUCCUAUGGUUUGGUAUCCCGUCACGGUCUUAUUCCUUUGGUAAAUUCUAUGGAUGUGCCAGGUAUUCUGGCUCGGACAGUGGACGAUGUCGUUCUAGUCCUCAAUGCCGUUGCCGGUCCAGAUCACUUGGACUCGACGACUUUGCAGAGACCUUAUAUUCCAUUUGAGCUACCCAACAGUCCAGAAAUGACGGACCUAAAAAUUGGAAUACCAAAGGAGUAUCGCGCUCCGGUACUCAGCGAAGAAGUGGACCUUUGCUGGCGGAAAGUGGCGCAGAUGUUGGAGGAAGCUGGUGCAACCAUUGUUCAAGUGUCCCUGCCUCAUACCGACCUCUCCAUAGUCUGUUAUUCGGUUCUAAAUCAAUGCGAAGUGGCCAGCAAUAUGGCACGCUACGAUGGUAUAGAGUUUGGACUAAGGGCCGAGGAAGACAGUUCUACCGAGGAACUUUAUGCCAAGACGAGAAGCUUAGGCUUCAAUGAAGUGGUUAGAAGCAGAAUAUUAACAGGCAACUAUUAUCUCCUGUCAGAGAACUACGAAGAUUAUUUCGUCAAAGCAAUGAGAGUGCGCAGGCUUAUAGCCCAGGACUUUGACAAAACGUGGCAAGCCAAUGUGGAUAUUCUGCUCACGCCUACAACCUUAUCCGAUGCCCCUACGAUUCAGGAAUUUACAACGACUGAUAACCAGACUCAGUGUUCCGUUCAAGACUUUUGCACACAGCCGGCCAAUAUGGCUGGUCAUCCAGCUGUAAAUGUUCCUAUAACUAUUUCUAAUAAAGGGUUGCCAAUAUCUCUGCAACUCAUGGCACCCUUUCUUCAAGAACAGCGACUUCUCAUGGUGGCUAAGUGGAUCGAACAAAAUGUACAGUUUCCACGCCUCGUGUUGAAAGAUGAAUCCUUAUUAAAUCAGGUCAAAUGAUACGACUAGUUUUGUCACAUUGUUAAUCAUUUAGAUAGACAAUUUUAUUGAAAAUAUACAAGUUCUGUACGUUGGUUUUUGACGUAGAACUGUGUCCAUUCCGGCCGUUUGUAGCUAGGUAUGGGGUGUACAUUAAGAAAUUGAAUGUUACGAAAAUAUGAGAUAUAGCCGUCAUACUUCUACCGAUCCUACUUCUCGCAUUAUCUGUCUAUACUUGCAAUGUAUGACCAUAAAACCUACAGUGUCACGGUUUCGAUCCCCUAUAAAUGGUAGCGUACAUAACAAUAUUUCUUUUUCUGGCACCAUCAGGACGUAGUUCUACGUGAAUAUACGCAGUAUAGUGUUUAAUAAUGUGGUGCUUUUGUCGAUUUUAUUGUAUCGAUAGCAUGAGCUCCAUACAAUUUUCCAUAAUUCAAAGUACGUGGAGUUGAUGGACCCCUACCUUUAAAAACCUGUAAUUUCUUUAUCUUAAUAUUUUGCC